Molecule: messenger RNA, 4121 nt
Organism: Culicoides brevitarsis
Lineage: Eukaryota; Metazoa; Arthropoda; Insecta; Diptera; Ceratopogonidae
Product: kinesin-like protein GA13060
Exons: 12
Coding region: 1-4011 (1336 amino acids)
Biological process (GO): microtubule-based movement
Molecular function (GO): microtubule motor activity; microtubule binding; ATP binding
Source: RefSeq, a predicted model, not a curated record
AUGUUGCCACAGAAGCCGUCAUUUGUAAGAGCUCACCCAUCAAAAAGUUGUUCCCGCAAAGCAAAUUUGUCGGAUUCGGAGACUGUUGUUCGCCCUUCUAUUUUGCAUCGUCCUUAUUUUCCGACGCCUUCUAAUAAUCAGCAACGAAGUCGUUUACCUAUUAGUGUUCCGCAAACGCGAAAACCAAUCAUCAGCAAUAAAAGUGAAACAAUUUACGAGAGUGUCUCAAGUAGUCAUCAAAGUACGAAUUCUCACAUUUACGAGAUAAUUGGGUCAGAAAGGAAUGCGCGAACGUCAACGCGAGGCGAAAAACCAAAAGUUCCGCCAAGGAAUUCGAGUAUUACAGGUAAAAAGGUACGAGCGACAUUUCCUGUUCCUGAAGUACAGUUGCAAGAUCAGGCAAAAGCAGUUUUGGAACAAACAAUAACGAUGCCAAAUGUACUUCAACCGAAUGUUUUAAAAUAUUUUCAACAAAAGUUGUAUCAAAGUUUCGGCGCUGAUGGAAACGAAAUGAUGAUGAAAGAUAGUCGAGGAUUACUUUUUCCGUAUACGCACAAUAAUAACAACAAUAACGAAAGUCCUUCAAGUAUCUUUGGAGCAUUGAAUCCAAUUAGUGGCGAUGAAAAAAGGCAACAGCAAAUUGAUAUGAUGUUGGAAACGGCACAAUUUCUUGCAACGGCAGCCUAUUUGGAAAGAGCUGCACAAAAAGUAGCGUCAUCAAAGUCACGAACAAUGGAUGUGAAUGCAGGAGGUUAUUGCGGAGCGCUUCAAAGAGCUCCGCCAUCUGUGCCGCCUGCUCUUGCUCGACGAUUAGCAAACAGAGAGAAUUUGGGAUUCGGAAAGGUGAAAGUAAUGCUUCGUAUUUCAGACAAUCCGCCGGAAGAUCCGGAUAUCGCAAAUUACUUAAGUGUAGAUAAGAAGAAGCGUCAAGUAACGCUAACAGAUCCAACAACAACAAAUGGGCAAAUUGCGGGCGCACAAGAACGAGGACCAAUGGUAUCUGCACCAAAAAUAUUCGCAUUUGAUUCAUUAUUUACUGCCGAAGACAAUCAGAUCGACGUAUGUAGCUCCGCAUUAUCCGAAGUUAUUCCUGCCGUAUUAGAAGGUUCAGAUGGAUGCCUUCUCGCCUUAGGAUAUCCAAAUGCUGGACAAACCAAAACGAUGAUGGGAUCUACAGCUGAUUUGGGUGCAAUUCCGUGUGCAAUUGCGUGGUUAUACAAGGGAAUCAAUGAAAAACGACAAAAAACGGGAUCUCGAUUUUCCGUGAGAGUAAGUGCUUUGGGCGUCAAUGCAACAAAACCCGGAUCUGCGGCAAAGGAUCUAUUAGCUGCUCAUGCGACAGAAUCAGAUGAAUCCCCCGGCGUAUAUUUAAGAGAUGAUUUUUUGGGAGGACCCACAGAAUUACGUGCUCCAACUGCAGAAAGAGCUGCGUUAUUUCUCGAUGCUGCAUUAGUUGGAAGAGGACAAAGUCCAUACGAUCCAGCCUUGAUUUUCACAUUGCACGUUUAUCAAUAUAGUUUAGCAGGAAAAGGAGGAGUUGCGGGAGGCAGAAGUCGACUUCAUCUGAUAGAUUUUGGAGGUUGUUGCAAUCGAAGCGGAGGAUUGCCAUUGUCGGGAGUUGGAAAUGUGCUUUUAUCAAUUUUGAGUGGUCAAAGACAUCCGCCAAAUCGAGAUCAUCCAUUAACGCCUUUACUAAAAGACUGUUUGGCACCUCUUACAUGUCACGUAGCGAUUAUUGCACAUGUAGCUCAUUCACAGACACACACUGAUACACUAACAACAAUACAGUUAGCAACGAGAAUUCAUAGAAUGCGUAGAAGAAAACACAGGAACAUGCCUUUUGCAUCGGGAAAGAAUUUAGAUGUAAAUGGAGGUCAUCAAUCAGGAACGGGAUCUUCUGAGGGUCCUGAUCCAUCGAGUUCAGAUUUAUCUGCUGAUACAGUAAUAUAUGUAGGACCGAAUUGCGAUGAAACUGAUGGCGAACAUCCUCCUGUCUAUUUGCCGAGUUUGAAUUCAGGAGAUAAUCGCGGCGUUAUGAGCAAAGCUCUUCGAGGUUCUUUAGCAGAAAAACUCAACAAGUCUCCAAUUAAAAAAUUAACUCCUCCAAAAUCGCACAGUCCUGUUUUGAAUCAACAUCGAACGGAAUCUCCUAAACGACAUUUGUUGCCUCAACGAAGCAAUACGUGUCUCGAUAGUCCUCAACAUUUUCCUCGUUCGAUGAAACAAAAUCCAAAUCUUGGAAUCAGUAAAGCAUCAAAUAUCCCAACUCCAAAAGGAUCUCCUUUAAAACGUGCUCAACAAUAUCAACAACAGCAGCAGCAGCAACAAACACUUGCUUCAGAACAAUGGAUUGACGGACCAAGAGUAUCAAAAUCGAAAGUUGCUGAAGCGCGUCAUAUGCUGAGAGAAAUAAAUCAUGUGAAAAAUCACGAAACAUGGAUUGAUGGUCCAAAAACAAUAGCUCCCUUAUUACAAGGAGGUCUUCCGAACUCAGCAAGUUCGCAAGGAUAUGGAUUUAUGGAUAGUCACAAAAAAUCGAUGAUACGACAAUGGGUUGAAAAUCAAUCGUCUCAACUAAUGUUGCCAAAUCAAACUCAAAUAACGAUACAACAACAAAGGCAAAUUAUCACAGCGCUUCAACAAGGCUUCAGCGGUAGUCAAGUUAUGACAGCUGUAACGAGUAUGACGGCAAUGAAUAGUCGAAAUGUGAUGACAAACGACGAUAUAGCUUCUGUUCAUUCACGAAGUUGUGAAGAAUUGGUUAAUCCAUUAUUGCAACGAGGAUUUGCGAAUGCACAAACAGGCCCAAUGAGUUCUGAAAGUGCAAUUCGAACAGGAUUGAAACAAAUGGUAGAUCAACACAGUAACACAAGUGUUCACGAUGGAUUGUCUGACAAAUCAUGCGGCGUAAUGCGCGAUGCUCAACAAGAAGAAGAAGAUCAAGAUAGCGGGCCAUCUGAAGUUCCUCCUGCAUUGCCAUUAAUGGAGCCUUUAGGCUCUCGAGAAAUUUCGCAUGAAAGUUUAAUGGAAAUUGUAUCAAGACACAUGUCAAGGGAAAGUCUCGCUAUGAGUCAACAAAAUGUCGAAGUAAUCGAUUGCGGAUUGCAAGUUACAGAAGAAGACAUUUUGAGAACGAUGGGAAGCGAUCAUCCUUUGAGCGCUUUAAGUCAAGGAGAUAUGUCAGUUGUUUCAAGUUUAAAUCACGGAGAUGCAUUUAGUGAAUGUAUUUUAGGAAAUGCAGCAAGACGUCAACUUGACGAUUUAGCGCGUCUUCGAGAGUUAUUCACAUCUCAAUUAGAGAUGGCAGAAGUAACUCCUUCAUUCCGUCUUAACGAUGCUGGAAGCAUAUACAGCGAGCCCCCAUACAAAUACGGCGCUUCAAGUGUUUGUAGCGAACCAGCAUAUCGCCCUCCAAGUCAAUCUUCGAAUCGAUGUCGUGAUUGUCACAAUUCUAUAAGUCGUACUCCGUCGCAAACUUCUUUGCCAAGUUUGAAUGGUAUCGUUGCAAUUGCGCGCAUGGAAAAUUAUGCUUCUUUAAGACAUCCGGAUGGCGCAUCAGAUCCAAAUUUACAGAAAAUCGAAAGUAAAAUCGAUGAAACGCUAAAUAGACAUCUUGUGGAAAAUCCUUUAGCUGACAUCGAUGAAAAACUAAUAUUACAACAUUUUAAAACACCCAAAUCGCCAACAUUAUUGCAAAAAUUACCGUUAUUGCCCGUUAGUACGCCCGAAACGUAUGACAGUGAACAAGAUUCAACGCCUCGUACUUCCAAACAUUCCGAAAUCUCGAGACGAGCUGAAAGCGGAUAUCACAGCGUUGGAACUGUUCGAGACAGCGACGGAAGUUCAUUCAGUUCGGGCGGAAAAGUCAUUCAAGAAUUGCCAUCCAUUAAAGAUAGUCCCGUCAAAUCGCAUUCAUCGAGCAGAUCGAAGCGACAAAACAAAGAAAAGUCAUUAUGUACAUGGCUUCGGAAUCCAUUUACAUGUACUGAAGGUGAGAUUAGUGAUUUUUAAGUAUAUACACAUUCUCUCAAAACACUAACAACCACCGAAAGCUCCUCAAAAUCUAACCAAACAUAUAAAUAAUACAUAGAGAAAAUAUAUUUGUACAUAACAUUUCAAAC